GCUAAUUGACGUUGGCCGUCAGAAAAUCACCUCGAAUUACAUAAGUAAAACCUUUUACUGGCCUUCAGUAUAAGACUCCCUGGCGUGAAAUGCGGCCAUGUGAUCGAUUUAGCAGCCACAAAUGAGAAAAUGCUUGCUCUGAGAUCCCUCAAGUAUCAAAGACUUCCAAUUAUUUUGGCGCAAAAUGGCGCAAACAGUUGCCGAAGUGUAUAUGGUUUCUCUUGCAGACAAGCCCUAGGAAUUCCUGCAAGAAAUGGUCUGUAUAGCGAUGGAUUCAGAGCCUAUUGCAAUCCUUUUACUUAUGUAAUUGGCAAAGCAAAGUGUUACUCGAGGUUUUCUAGUCUGAAUUGCAGAGGCGUUUUAAAUUUUGCCCCGAGGUAUAGUUCAAGGAAACGUUGGUUCUGCAACCGAAAAGAGUUACAAAAAGAAAACAAAGUUGGAGAUAAAAUCAAAAAGGAGGAUUCUAGAACUGAUGUCUACCGAUUGCUUAAUUUGGCAAAACCAGAACGAUGGAGAAUUGCAGCUGCCAUAGGAUUGUUGUUGGUAUCUUCAUCUGUGACAAUGGCAGUUCCUUUCUCUAUUGGGAAGAUCAUUGAUAUUAUUUACACUGCAAGUGAAGAUCCUGAAAGAAUGAUGAAUCUCCUGAAAACAAUAUGUCAAGUCCUUUGUGGUGUAUUUCUACUGGGAGGAGCUGCAAACUUUGGAAGAGUGUAUCUAAUUCAAGUCUCAGGUCAAAGAAUUGUCAAGCAGCUUCGUCAAAAUCUGUUCUCCUCUAUUUUGAGACAAGAGACUGCAUUUUUUGAUCGUACCAAGACUGGGGAGCUGGUCAACCGCCUGUCUGCUGACACCAUUCUUGUUGGCAAAGCAGUCACUGAUAAUGUCUCAGAUGGCCUCCGUGCUGUGGCACAAGUUACUGCUGGUGUAUCCAUGAUGGCUUAUGUAUCACCAAAGCUGACUGGGAUAGUCUUGUUGAUCGUGCCUCCUGUUGCUGUGGGUGCUGUGGUGUAUGGCAGAUUUCUAAGGUCAAUUACCAAAAGAACACAAGACUCUCUUGCAGAUGCAACCCAGGUUGCAGAAGAGCGAAUUUCUAAUAUUCAUGUGGUCAGAGCAUUUGGUCAAGAAAACAGAGAAAUUAAAUCCUACACAGAUCGAGUCGAGUAUGUUCUGCAGCUGGCAAAGAGAGAAGCACUCGCUAGAGCUGUGUUUUUUGGUUUUACGGGUUUGUCAGGUAACUUGAUAGUGCUGUCAGUGCUGUACAGCGGUGGAAUGAUGAUGACCAGUGCACAGAUCUCAGUUGGUGAACUCACCUCCUUCAUGCUCUACACCGGUUUUGUGGGUGUCUCCAUUGCAGGUCUCAGCUCCUUCUACUCCGAGCUGAUGAAGGGGAUCGGAGCCAGCAGUCGUGUGUGGCAGCUGAGUGACAGAAAACCCGCCAUGUCUUUUACAGGAGGUCUCCAGCCUUCUAUUGAUGUGCUGGCUCGGGGCAUCCAGUUCAAAAACGUGAACUUUACUUACCCCUCCAGGCCCAAUGCAAGGAUAUUCGCUGACCUGAGUCUGGACAUGCGUGCGGGCUCAGUCACGGCAGUGGUCGGGCCGAGUGGGUCUGGGAAGAGUACGUUAGGGGCGCUCCUUCUAAGGCUCUAUGACCCUGAAAGUGGCUCUGUCUUCGUGGGGGGUCACGACGUCAAAUCGCUGUCUCUUGAUUGGCUGAGAGGGGCUGUCGGCGCAGUCCAUCAAGAUCCCAUUCUUUUCUCUUGCUCGAUUGCGGAGAAUAUCGCGUACGGGGCCGCGUCAAGUGAGGUCAGCAUGGACGCGAUAAAGGACGCGGCACGACAGGCGAACGCGGCGAACUUUAUCGAGUCCUUUCCCAACGGUUACGACACGAUCGUUGGGGAGAGGGGGCAAAUGCUGUCAGGUGGACAAAGGCAGCGUAUUGCCAUCGCAAGAGCCAUAUUGAAGAAUCCAAAAAUACUUCUUCUUGAUGAAGCUACAAGUGCGUUGGACUCGGAGAGCGAGCACCUGGUGCAAGAGGCGUUGGAGCGACUGAUGAAAGGGCGCACUGUAAUCACCAUCGCACAUCGCCUCUCCACCAUCAAGAACGCAGACAACAUCGUGGUACUGGACGGUGGGUCUAUCGUGGAGAGCGGCUCCUAUAGCCAGCUGAUGGAAGAACCUGACGGGCUGUUCCGAAAACUGGUUGAAAGACAAACGAUAUCGUCCGAGUAAAGACAGACGAUAUUAUCCGAGUUAGACAGACGAUCUUAUCUGAGUAGGACAGACUAUAGCAUCCGUCAUCAGAAAAACGAAAAGGCGGUUAUUACCCGGGUUAGAUAGACGAUAUUGUCCGAUUUAAGACAGACGAUAUUGUCUGAGUUAAGACAAAUAUCAUCCGACAUUAUUUAAGUAAAGACAGGCGAUAGUAUCCGUCAUCCGAUAUUAUCCAAGUUAAGACAGACGAUAUUAUCGGUCAUCCGAGUAAAAAGUGAUCGAUUAUCGUAUGAAGACAGACAAUGGCACCCGUUUUUCGGUAUUACCGAGUUAAAAAAGACGAUACCAUCUGAGAAAGAGAGACAAUAAAUGAUGUUUUCCUAGCUAAGACAAACGAUCUUAUCUGAGAUAGGCAGACGAUAUUUUUUUUUGUAAAAAAAGAAACGAUGUUAUCCGAGAAAGACAUACGAUAUUAUCUGUGGAAGACGGACGAAGUAAUCCGAGUUAAGGCAGACGAUAUUAUCUAAGAAAGACAGACGAAGUCAUCCGAUAAUGACAUGAUAAUGAUUAUCUGAAAAAGACAAACGAUAUUAAUGUGAAAUAAGAACGAUAUUUCUGGGUAAAAACAGACGAUAUAGUCUCGAUAAAAAUACAGACAAAAUACAAGUACAGACGACUUCAAAUAAUCUAAAGAGAGAUUUACAAUCGUCUUAUGAAUUUUUAUUUUUUUACGGUGCAGGGGAAUGGGUAUGAACUUUUAGAAAACCGCUACUGAUUAAACUAAAUCAGGGUUGAAAGAUGCAUCAUAAUAAUAGAUUUGAUCAACUACUAAUGUUAUAUUGUAAUUGGAAACGGCUUGAUAGUGGAAGAUAAAAAAAACUUCGACCAAAA
Messenger RNA from Nematostella vectensis (starlet sea anemone), 3099 nucleotides. Its product is annotated as ATP-binding cassette sub-family B member 10, mitochondrial. Gene Ontology annotation, biological process: transmembrane transport. The record is from RefSeq and is a predicted model, not a curated record. The coding region runs from base 130 to 2226 and encodes 698 amino acids. Gene Ontology annotation, molecular function: ABC-type oligopeptide transporter activity; ATP hydrolysis activity; ATP binding. Lineage: Eukaryota; Metazoa; Cnidaria; Anthozoa; Actiniaria; Edwardsiidae. The transcript is spliced from 13 exons. Gene Ontology annotation, cellular component: membrane.